CUCUUGUGUCCAAAACUACCAUCCCAAGUUGGCUCAGCCGUCCAUAUUAGCAGCUCCAGCUCCAACACAGCUGAAGCAAAACAGAGUCCCCCAUUUAAGCUUGAGCCCUAGUAGCCGCCCAUCAGCUGAAACCGAGUUCAGUGCUCAAGACGAUCUGACAGGAGUUCAGAUUGAAGGUCCUGGACCUACAGAUUAAAGGUUCCAACUAGUUUUGCCGCCAAACCCCACUUACACCGCUCCUAUAACUCCAGAUUUCAUGGUAACAAGAGCUCAAAGACAUGCAGUGAACUACCGGCUUCAAUAGUUCAGUCAACUCGGUGAGGGAUUUUCAGUUGAAAAAAAAGGCAACCCUUCAGUUCCAACAAUCUCAAAAGCAGUCAUAUGGACUGGACAGAACAAAUGUUUAACAUCUGUCAACAGAAACCGCAAAAACAGCUGCCAACAUAUCCCCCAUUCAGUGACAUCAGUAGCAGCUCAGGAUCACAUAACUGGUUCCCUCCAAAUCCUUAUCAAGUUCAACCAAGGAAGAUAAAGUUUAUUUGCAACUUUGGCGGCACAUUCUUACCAAGGCCAAGUGACGGAGAGCUCCGGUAUGUCGGCGGAGAGAGGCAUCUGGUUCAGAUUAACCGGGACAUGUCAUGGCAUGAGCUGACCUGCAAGACAACAAAGCUAAUUAGGCGGGAUCACACAAUCAAGUACCAUCUCCCAGGGGAGCAACUGAACAUGCUCAUUUCCAUCACCUCCGAUGAUGACCUUCGAAAUAUGAUUGAUGAGUGCAUUGUGCUAGAAGCAAACAGAGAAAGGCUUACCAUGUACCUUUUCUCUGCUAAAGACGAUGAGCACAAUGUGCACUUACUUGUCACAUGCUCAUCCUAUGCAGAAAAGGAAGCGCAGUUCAUUGCUCUCAUCAAUGGACUCACCAGACCAAUCGUGGCAUCAAGAAUGCAAAGCAUUGGCAGCACCUCAACCAAUGAUCUAGAUCAGGCGAUGCUUGGUAUCAAAGAUGAUAGACUACCAGCAGGCACGGAAGAGGAAAGUUCACUGUACAUGAAAGGUAAGCCCUCACAAAGGAUCGUUGUAGAACCGCCAAAAGCAUCAAGUGGAUCGCUGGAGAAGACACUUCCAACUCCAAACUUUUUAACACGGAUGGCCAAAAAAGACAAGGCAAAAAACAGAGAAGGUGACCUGAUCACCUCUGGAAGAAAGAUAACUGGUGUUCACUUCAGCCCAUCUGUGCCAGCUGAAUCCAUACAUGCAGCUAAGAGGGAGGCAGGUAGUGAUCAGGCUGUCUCAAGGCAUCAGCCAGAACUCGAGCGAACUGCUACAAUCACAAUCGAAAAGGGCAUUCAAGCUGCAGGAACUCAGGAAAAAGGAUCACCAAGAAAAGAGCUGCUGAUACCACCGGACAACAGCAAUGUGAAUAAAUUAUUGUCCAAUUCAAACAACAAUAGUCCAACACCACACACAAGUCGAGCCGCAUAUGAAGUGCCUGCAUCUUUAUCAAGGGCCCCCAAGAAAGCAGCGAAUCAACAAACAAGCUCUGACAAUAACAAGAUGAAACCAGGAGGGCACAACAGCCAGGAAGAAGGUAUGUCUCAUUCAGCACAAGAACCACAGAUGAAGAACAAAAACUACCAAUUGCAAAAUAAGAUGGAGAUGUCUGGACAUGGUCCUGAGUCUGUGACUCCUAUGCAAUGCCAUGAUAAUAUGGGGAUCAGUUCAAACCAUACUCUUGAGAAGUCGGUUGCAACCAACAGCAGGACGAAGCAACAGCCAGAAGUUCCUAUUACGCGGAGUAACACUUCGAAAGAAGGUCAUCCUUCUAAGGUUUCUAGCAAUAGUGAAGAAACAAUAUUUUCUAGCCCUUUUACAUCUUCAGACAAGACAACUGAGCUGAAACAACAUACUCUAGUGCGUGCUUCCAGCGAGAGACAGCAAGAGCGACCCAGCAGUCCAAGACCUGAUGAACAGUCAUCAAGAAUGAUAAAAUCUCGGUCAGUUGGUGCUGAUAGAAAUAGUCCUCAAGAAGUUAAAGAUAACACUGUGCCAUUGAUCUCAGAGCUUGAAGAACACAGAACCAAGAACACUGAACAAGGUCUUCCCAAAUCUGUAGCAUUGAGCCGGGGUCUUACAACUAACGUCCAGAUAAUAAGCAACGAGGACCUUGAAGAUCUCCGUGAGAUGGGCUCUGGUGCAUUCGGAACAGUUUUCCAUGGAAAAUGGAAGGGGACAGAUGUUGCUAUUAAACGGAUAAAAAACAGCUGCUUUAUGUUACCAUCACCUCAAGCAGACAAGCUGAUUACAGAAUUUUGGAGAGAAGCAGACAUCAUCUCGAAACUUCACCACCCAAAUAUUCUGGCACUGUAUGGAGUUGUAAAUAAUGGACCUGGAGCAACAUUAGCUACUGUAACAGAAUUCAUGGUCAAUGGAUCUCUGAAGAAAGUCCUCCAUCGCAAAGACAAAUAUCUUGAUUGGCGCAAACGGAUCAUGCUUGCAAUGGAUGCAGCCAUUGGCAUGGAGUACUUGCACUCCAAGGACAUUGUCCACUUUGAUUUGAAAUGCGAUAACUUGCUAGUGAAUGUUAAGGAUCCAUCUCAUCCCAUUUGCAAGGUUGCUGAUUUUGGUUUAUCAAAGAUGAAACAAGCCACCCUGGUUUCUGGUGGAAUGAGAGGAACUCUUCCAUGGAUGGCCCCAGAGUUGCUGACAAUGAGUGGCACUAAAGUAUCUGAAAAGAUUGAUGUCUAUUCUUUUGGAAUUGUAAUGUGGGAAAUUCUCACGGGUGAAGAUCCAUAUGAUGGCAUGCACUAUGGAGGAGUCAUAGGGGGUAUUUUGAGCAACACACUGCGGCCACCAGUGCCAGCUUCAUGUAACCCAGAAUGGAGGAAACUGAUGGAGCAGUGCUGGUCAACUGAGCCCGAGAGACGACCUGCCUUCACUGAAGUAGCAUCCCGUCUUCGUGCCAUCCUAGAAGCAAGCUAGAACGAAUCUCUAUAAAUGAAUUUGCAUGAAUAACCACUCCCCAUCCAUCAGAACACUUUACCUGUCAAAGCAUGAUGUAGCCAUGAGCUGAAAAUGGUACCAAGUACCAGUAUGAAAAUUGAAAAGCAUUAAACUCCAGACAGUCUCCCCAAAGUUAACUAUGGGAAGCUUAUUCUGACUUGGCAUACCAUGUAAAUUUAAGAUCUAAAUGCAGCUGUGCUGUUACUGAACAUGUAGAUGAAAAGGGAAGUAGAAGUUCCAUCAACCUUUGGACAUUCUUUAUUUAAUCUGUAAAUUUAAUCGUUAUUAGUCUGA
This is a messenger RNA of Setaria italica (foxtail millet), 3294 nucleotides long. RefSeq names its product dual specificity protein kinase shkD. The transcript is spliced from 8 exons. The coding region runs from base 382 to 2979 and encodes 865 amino acids. Gene Ontology annotation, molecular function: ATP binding; protein kinase activity; protein binding. The record is from RefSeq and is a predicted model, not a curated record. Gene Ontology annotation, cellular component: cytoplasm. Gene Ontology annotation, biological process: protein phosphorylation; signal transduction. NCBI's taxonomy places the organism in Eukaryota, Viridiplantae, Streptophyta, Magnoliopsida, Poales, Poaceae.